Messenger RNA from Bemisia tabaci, 1901 nucleotides. Its product is annotated as N-acetylglucosamine-6-sulfatase. Gene Ontology annotation, biological process: glycosaminoglycan metabolic process. The record is from RefSeq and is a predicted model, not a curated record. Lineage: Eukaryota; Metazoa; Arthropoda; Insecta; Hemiptera; Aleyrodidae. Gene Ontology annotation, molecular function: glycosaminoglycan binding; N-acetylglucosamine-6-sulfatase activity.
UGCCUUUUAUGCCAUGCGCUCCCUGUCAUCACGCUUCAUACAGUGAAUAACUCUAAAUUCUUGCCCAAUCUAUUCCAGAUUCCAGAUCUUCGAACUUCUCUGUCACUUCCAUCAGACCGCAACUAAUAAUACCUCCUCCUGUGAUGUCUGUGAUGUACGGGCCGUCAGACAAAAAAAAAUCUUUGUUCAACCAAGUCACGCACUUUUUCAAGAUCAUGUAUUAUGAUCCAUUCUGUUGGAGUUUGGUGAAAAGUGUGGGCAUUGCAUUUAUUGGAGUUAAGAUUGCGCGGGAAUGUCGUGGAGUCGAGCUUAUGCCUGCUGUUCCAGUCCGUUAGAUAUGCUCCUCAUUUUUUUUCUAGUCUGUAUCAUAUAUGUUUCCGCCACAAAUAAACCCAACAUAGUUUUAAUCCUGACAGACGAUCAAGAUAUUUCAAGCAUUUAUUCUAUGCCCAAAACUCAAAAACUCAUCGCAGAUGUCGGAGCUUCUUUUGUUAACUCGUUCUGCAGUACACCAAUUUGCUGUCCCAGCCGUUCCAGCAUCCUAACUGGCCAGUAUCUCCACAAUCAUGGUGUUUUCAACAACUCACGCUCAGGGGGCUGUUACAGUGCCCACUGGAGGACUAUCAAAGAACCUCUUGCUUUUCCUGUCUACUUACAGUCUGCAGGUUACAAAACAUUUUAUGCUGGAAAAUAUUUGAACCAGUAUGGGUCUGCGCACAAGACUAAAAACCCUAUCCCACCAGGCUGGGAUGUAUGGUAUGGUCUCAUUGGAAACUCCAAGUAUUAUGAUUAUUCUCUUGUGAUUAAUGGAAAAAUAAAGCAUUUCAAGAAUGAUUAUUUUACCUCUGUAAUUGAGUCAAGUGGAAUUGAAUUCCUUCAAUCAGUUGGCAUGAAAAAAGAAAAGUUUCUUAUGGUCCUGGCCACUUCAGCUCCGCACGAUCCUUUUACUCCAGAAUCAAAAUACAAAGGGAGAUUUAAUGGAACUAAAGCACCACGCACCCCGAAUUUCAACACGUUUACAAAGGAUAAACACUGGCUCCUGCGGUUAGGUGACAUGCCUCUGCCUGACUCUAUGGUCGACACGAUUGACACAAUCCAUGCUCGCCGGUUAGAAACGCUUUUGUCUGUUGAUGAUAUGGUUGAGAAAGUAGUGCUAGAGCUGAAGAAAUUUAAUGUGGUAGAAGAAACAGUUAUAAUAUUUACCUCAGACAACGGAUACCACCUAGGCCAAUUCAGCCUUCCAUGGGACAAGCGUCAGCCAUAUGAGUUUGACAUCCGUGUGCCACUGUUUAUUCGCGGUCCCAGCAUCAAGCCCAAAUCCGUCAUCUACAGUCCGGUUGUAAACAUAGAUCUUGCUCCCACAAUUCUCGAUCUUGCUGGGAUUUCAACACCUGACUCAAUGGAUGGCAGUUCUUGGCUACCUUUGUUGAAGAAAACUGCUUCAAAUAAAAUUUCACCUCGAACAUUUUUGGUGGAGUAUCAUGGAGAAGGGAACAGGAAGUCAAUCGAUGAGAAAUGUGGCCUAAAAGACCCAAACUUAAAAGAGUGUCGUGUUAGAAAUGAUUGUAAAUGUCAAGACGCUCGCAACAACACUUACUUUUGCUUAAGGUCCAUAAGUGAAACUGAUGAUCUCUCCUAUUGUGAGUUUCAAGACUCAGAGAAUUUCAUUGAGUAUUAUGAUCUCAAAACAGACCAAUACCAGCUGAAUAAUCUUAGACACAGCUUGUCCUCCUCGCUGCAAAACAAAUAUUCCAGCAGGCUAAAGAUCCUUCAGCACUGCUCAGGGCCAAUCUGCAAUGAGUUGCAGGUUUAAUUCCUAUUAGUGAUAUGAAUGAUUGAAAUAUCUUGACCGUUCUGUCCUUUUUCUACUGUCAAAAUAAAAUGUUUUUUUUUUUCAUAUA